AUGACUCGGUACGGGGGCUUGGGCCGGACGCGCCCAAAGAAACUCACCUCCAAAGCGUCCAUCCCGAUCGUCCGAGAACAGGAUAUCGAUAUCGUAGAUGAUGAGAUUCAAUCUGCUCUACAACAGAUCGAGACCGGCGUCGAAAAAGCCGAGGAGUCGGAGUUUCACUUGCAAGCGGCCAUCAAUGCUGCCGCGCAAGGUAAAGAUAAAGAGGCGCAUAUUCCCACCCGAGAAGUCAUUCUCAGCGACAUUCAAUAUGUCAAACUGUACCCCCCAAUCUUCUCGCAACCUGCGACCUACAUCCGCUUCUCCUCCACGGUCGAGGAUUGUUGCGGAUGUCCGUACAACAUGAAUGAUGAGGAUGACGCCUGGCUGAAGAGUUACAAUUCCAAGCGCGAUGCCUCCAGUCAGUGCUCGGAGGAUGAUUUUGAAGCCACAAUGAACUUCUUCGAGGAAACCGCACAGGCAAAGCAACCCUUUGCCGCGGUAGAUAGUCCCCCCGUGCUCUCCUUUGCCGAUAUGGCGGACUCAAUGGAUGCAGCUGUAGAACAGUGUGUAAAACGCUUCGCCAAGGACGUCUUCGAGCAUUGGAAGGCUCGUCGCAUAGCCACGGAAAACCGGUCUCUGGAGCCAUCAUUGAAGUUUGAAACCGGCCAAGAAACAGAUGACAGUGAUCCAUUCGUCUGUUUCCGUCGUCGUGAGGUGCGCCAGAUUCGCAAGACUCGCGGACGUGAUGCGCAGAGUGCCGAGAAGCUCCGUCGGCUUCGUAAGGAGUUGGAAGAUGCCCGUCAGUUGGUCGCGCUCGUGCGUCAACGUGAGGUCGCCCGUAGAGAGAUGCUCACAAUGGAGCGCACCCUCUUUAUGCAGCGAAAUGAGGUCAAGGAGAUGAAGCGUAAACUCAACAUCAAGGACGAUGAUGAGGAUCUCAUCAAUCAAAAGCCCAAGAAGAAGGCAGCCGAAGCGCCUCCUCGACAAGCACCUCCUCCCCAACUGCGCAUGCCUUCCAAGUCAGGCGUGCAAGGCGCGGAAGAUUUGCAGCUGUUGGAAGACGUACAGGCGGAAAAGGAGAACGAGAUCCUGCGCGAUAUCAAGGCCAACAUCGCCAAGCAUAUCAAAUGGAACGAGGGCUUUGUGGAUCAGACCCGGGCGCCUCUUUCCCCAUCUCCCGACAGAACCUUCGACUCAGCAUCAUUCCGUCCGGCGCUCACCGCGCAGUUGCCCACGCCACCAUCAUCCGAGUCUUCGGGCGAUGUGGUAGACUCCUCCCUAGAGGUCACUAGCCCGCUUUUCUCCAAAGAAAAGCUUGCUUCGCGGGCCCUGGAAUUGCACGAUGAGCCGAAUCGAAUGCCGUCAUUCAGACGCCGCGUCGGCCGUGGCGGUCGGCUCUUCAUUGAUCGUCGAAAUCUCGUCGCACGCUGUAGAAUCGAUCUAGACCCAUUGAAGGCAGAUCGGUACAAGUACGAUCAGGAAGACUCCGAUGAGGAGCCUUGCUAUACCACGGAUGCGUACAGCAUUCAGAUCAUGCAACAUCGUGCCAUCACUAUGGCCAAAGCGCGUGAACAAGCCGCAGUGGCAGCCCAAGCUCAUGCGCAGGCGCAAGCACAGGCAGCCCAGCAGCGCCGAUUGCAGGCCGAGCAAGCCGGGAAUGCGCAAGCAUCGAAUCCCACUCCAGUCGCGCCACCUGCACCGUCCGAGACGUGA
Messenger RNA from Penicillium oxalicum, 1701 nucleotides. RefSeq lists its product as uncharacterized. Bases 1 to 1701 code for a protein of 566 amino acids. The transcript is spliced from 4 exons. Gene Ontology annotation, cellular component: piccolo histone acetyltransferase complex. Gene Ontology annotation, biological process: regulation of transcription by RNA polymerase II. The record is from RefSeq and is a predicted model, not a curated record. Lineage: Eukaryota; Fungi; Ascomycota; Eurotiomycetes; Eurotiales; Aspergillaceae.